UAAAAGAAGAUGAAGAACUUGGAGAGCUUCAUGAUUUUCCACCAAGUCCUUUGGAUCAUUAUCGGAAGAGAGCAUCCUUUGACUGGAAGCAAAUGAAAUUGUUAUUCAUCGGAAAAGAUAUGAUGGAUUUUCAGAAUAGAGUGUGGAAAACUUUGGAAGCUGAUCCUUUGUUUCAUCGAAUGCCGUCUGCUCAACUCACUUUACAAGAGGCACGCCGACUUUGUUUUCAAAGAAUGAAGCGAAUUAAAGAAUACCAGUUUUUUACAGAUGAAGAAUUCAGGGAAAAUCCUCUUAUAGCAUUAAAUCUUUACAUUUGUGUUGGAAUGAUUGAUUGGUCAUUGGCUUUAAAAUUACUAUUAGGAAUUGAGUACUUCAUCAUGGUAUUAAGACUAUCAGGAACAAAGCGCCAUAUGCAGUUAAUCAAUGAUGUGAAAGAUUUCAAAGCUGUGGGUUGCUUUGCACUUACUGAAAUGGCUCACGGAACUAAUACAAGAGCAAUGAAGACUACAGCCACAUAUGAUCCAUUAUCUCAGGAAUUUAUUUUGAAUACCCCAAGAUUAGAGGCAACCAAAAUGUGGAUUGGAAACUUAGGACAAAGUGCUACACAUGCUGCAUUGUAUGCGCAGUUAUAUACACCAGACGGUAAUUGUCAUGGACUCCAUGCCUUCAUAGUUCCUAUUCGAGAUCCCAAGACACAUUUACCUUAUCCUGGUAUCACUGUUGGUGAUAUGGGUCCAAAAUUAGGUCUUCAAGGGAUAGAUAAUGGGUUUAUGACGUUCCAAAAUUAUAGAAUUCCUCGAGAGAGCCUUUUGAGUAGAACUGGGGAUGUAACCCCUGAUGGAAGAUAUGUCACUCCUUAUAAAGACCCUAAUAAGAGAUUUGGUGCAUCAUUAGGAUCUUUGUCAUUGGGAAGAAUGGGUAUUCUCAGUGUGUCAGUUGCUAAUUUACAAAUGUGUUUGCCUAUUGCUAUUCGUUAUUCUGCUAUUAGGAAACAAUUUGGACCCCAAGGAGAAGAGGAAGUUCCUAUAUUAGAGUAUCAACUUCAUCAAUAUCGCCUGUUGCCAUAUCUUGCUGCCACAUACACACUCUAUCACUUUGUUUCACGGUUUAAUGAUGAAUUGAUAAACAUUCAAAUGAAAAUCAUCUUUGGAGAAAAGACAUCAGAAUUGUCUGACCAAGUUGGGGAGUUUCAUGCUUUAUGUUCUGCAGCCAAACCAGUUAUUACAUGGACAGCUCGAGACGCAAUCCAAGAAUGCAGAGAAGCAUGUGGAGGCCAUGGGUACUUACAAGCUAGUGGUUUUGGACAUCUAAGAAAUGAUAAUGAUGCAAAUUGUACUUAUGAAGGAGACAAUAAUGUAUUGCUUCAACAAACUAGCAAUUACUUGCUGGGGCUAUUAAGAAAAAAAGCAGAAGGAUCUGAAUUCAUUCACUUAGAAAGUGUAACUUUUCUUGAUCACAUGGACAGCAUACUGAAAGAAAAUUUUCGAGCAUCUGUACUAGAAGAUUGUUUGGACAUGAAAGUUAUAUUAGCUGCAUAUCGUUGGUUAGUCUGUUACCUUAUGAAGCAAAGCUCUGACAAAUUUGAUGGAUUAAUGAGGGAGUACAAUGAUACUUUUGUUGCUAGAAGCAACAGCCAAGUAUUUUUCUGCAGAGAUUUGUCCAUUGCAUACUUUGAACAUGCUGUUCUCCAGAAGUUCUAUAAUUUCAUUUUUGAAGAAAAUUCUGAUCAACAAUUGUCAAGUGUGUUGCACAAACUUGGAUGCUUAUAUGGUUUAUGGUGUAUGCAGAAACAUUUUUCAAUUUUUCAUGAAGGAGGCUAUUGUAACAAAAACUACCAUAGUACACUUAUCAAGAAAGCUGUCUUAAGACUAUGUACUGAAUUGAAAGACGAUGCAGUGUCACUUAUUGACGUAAUUGCACCUCCAGAUUUUAUUCUCAACUCAGCUCUUGGGCGAUCAGAUGGGCAAGUUUAUAAAAACUUAUAUGAUGUCAUAGUUCAAACUCCAGGGGCUUUGGAUCGUGCACCAUGGUGGGAAGAAUUCCUCAAAAAACCUAAAGUACAUUCACUUCAAGCCAAGCUCUAAAAAGACUUGUUUGAAACUAUCAGAAUAUGGAUGCUGAAAUAGUUGAAUUUGUAACCAAUGUUUUUAAAUUAUCUUUGUGGUAGUUAAAUAUUCCGUAGUUUACGGGUAACACUUUUGAGUUUUGUUAGUCAAAAUACAAAGCUGAUUGAAGACCUUCUGUUGCAUGAGAUUUUUAUUGAAGUUUGGAAAACUGUUACUUAUUAUGCAUGUUUAAAAUAUGAAAUUGAAGGGAAUGUUAAACUUUCCAAAAAACACAUGCAUCAAAAGUUGUUUUAAGAAAUAAAUUUUAUUCAAAUGUAAUUUUAGUAAUUUAAUUACUUUUAUGUAUAUUUUGCAAACUGCAUUUAUUUCAUCAUUUGCUCUUUAUCGAGCAUUUCAAUAUCAUAACACAACUAUUCUUACUUUAAAACGAGGUUAUGAAAGAGGGUUUUUUUUUAAAUUAAAUUUUAUAUUCUUGUAAAUGUUGUGUUUUGUGCAUAUUAUCAUUGUAUUCAUUUAAAUUUAUCAGUCAUUUCAUUUUUCUAAAAUGGAUGUUAGUAGGUACUUAAUAUACAUAUUUAUAAUGAUUUAAGCCAUAAGAAAAAGGUAAUUAAUGGAAUGUCAAGGUUUUUUUUUAGAAAAAUUGUUAAUUUAGAAAAGCAGUUAUUUUUUUGUAUUUUAAAUAAAAAAUCAUAUUAAUAAAAUGUUCAAGACUUGAAAAAAAAUAUCCUUAAUUUUGGAAAGCAGUUUUAAUUUUGUACUUUGAA
Uloborus diversus is the source of this 2830-nucleotide messenger RNA. Its product is annotated as peroxisomal acyl-coenzyme A oxidase 3-like. Gene Ontology annotation, biological process: lipid homeostasis; fatty acid beta-oxidation using acyl-CoA oxidase. The record is from RefSeq and is a predicted model, not a curated record. Gene Ontology annotation, cellular component: peroxisome. Lineage: Eukaryota; Metazoa; Arthropoda; Arachnida; Araneae; Uloboridae. Gene Ontology annotation, molecular function: FAD binding; pristanoyl-CoA oxidase activity; fatty acid binding.